ACUUUAAAUUCCAAACGGUUGUCUCCCAAAGAAGGCGAGGGGUUUUCAAAUGCACACCAGUCAUUCUUGGCCACCCUGCAGUUGAAUGUUUCGACGAAAGACUUUGUAAUUUCGACGAACUGCAUCUGUUUUUCGAGGAUGAGUUCUGUUGAUGAGAAUGAUGAGAAUUGUGGGGUCUACCCUGGAGGAAAGCAGAACAGCUCAAUUAACGACAUUUUUGCCCUGGAUCAGCCAACUGGGAGGCCCUCCAUCCUGCGUCAGACUGAGAACCUGCCCAGCAAGACUGUGCCAAAGGGGACAAAGGUUUGUUUUCAGACUCCAAGAAGAGACCCUAUGACUAAAAGAAUUGUAUCUCCUACCAAGUCUGUCAAGAUGGCAAGUGUGGAUGAGUGUACAAAAGCAAUGGACUCCUUAAAUUUGGAUAAAAUUAAGAUAUUACCACAAGAUGCCACUGAGCAGCCCGAUGAGCCGAAACAAGAAGUGUCAUCUUACCCUGAUGAUGACAUGCCAAUACAAAGCAAAGGAGGCUAUCAGUUGGAUUUUGAUAACCUCGAUGCUAUCAAUCCAUUUUUGGGGUCUAUUAAGAUGGUCCUUUCUCCUGCAAGGCCUGCUGUGGAAAGCCCUCCUACAGAGUCUCAACCCACACAAGCAGAGAAUAUCUUGGAGGAGCCCACCAAAAUAGAAUCUGCACUAGACGAGACGCUUCCAUUCACCACGUCUGUGGACAACUCACUGGUUGACGUCUCCUCCAACAUCAGCUCCACAGAGAGCAGUGUGGUCACAGUUGCAAAGGUCCUAGCGGUCGAGGAACAGGAUUCAUACACUGCCACACCUGAUGAAAAGCAACCUGCUAAAAUGUCUCCAAAUAUCGAUCAAGAAACGGUGUCAGGCAGUUUUGUGGAAGAUGCCACUGAGCAGCCUGUUGAGCCAAAACAAGAAGUGUUAUCUUACCCUGAUGAUGACAUGCCAAUACAAAGCAAAGGCGGCUAUCAGUUGGAUUUUGACAAACUUGGUGCAGUCAAUCCUUUCCAAACCGGUGGCUCUAAAAUUCAGAAUUCCCCUGUCCUUGGCAGAAAGGUGGCAGACAUUAACCCACCUGUUGAGGAGACCCAAAUAAAGGAAAAUGGAUCAACAAAUGUUGUUGACAUACCAGAGGUGGCUCAAGAGGCACCGGUUAAGCCUGAGAUGAAACCCAUAGCUGCAGUGGCCCCAAACUCUGCUAAUGCUGUCAAACCGCCAGCUGAUGCCCCAAUCCAGGAAGGACCAGUCAAACUUGAGUUCAAUUUUGAUGAUGGCAGCCAGGUCAAACGGAAACCGCCACCCAAAAAAUUGGGCAAAAGGCCACCUGGUCAAAAACCUAAAGAGGGGAAUCCGCCGCGUGAUGUCAAACCACCAAAAAGUCCAGUGAAGCCUGAGGCCAGUGGUGUUGCUGAUGUUCCGGCUCCCAAAGGGUCUUACUCAUUAGACUUUGACAAGUUGGAUGACCCAAACUUUAAUCCAUUUGGAACAAAGGCAAGCAUGAACAACUCUCCAAGGUGUAGUAAGAAAUACAGCCCUGUGCUCAUGGAAACUUUGAUUCCAGAGGAACCGGACAAGCCCGUGGAGAAGGAGGCUGUAACAUCAGCAUGCGCUGGAGAGAGUGUCCUAGCUGCAGAACCCGACCCUACAGCCGUAAGAGAAAAUGCGGAAGACAAGGCUGCUUCUGACCAUGACAUAGGAAUUCAACUUGAAGCUGAACGGCCUGUGGGGUGCCUUCCUGAGCUUUCUGAAUUGUGUCAACCUGAGCAGAAGUCCCAGACCGCCCUGUCAGAAUUCAAUGACGAGUUUGUCCCUGGAACGAUGUUCAUGGCCAAUGACUUGGAUGGACAAAUGGAUUACCUUGAACAGUUUGGGUCCAGCCGUUUCAAGGAAUCUGCAUUAAGGAAACAAUCCUUGUACCUUAAAUUUGACCCCCUCCUGAGAGAGAGCCCCAAGAAGGCUGCAGGCCCGGUCGCUCAGACAAACGUCCCUCGCCCCGCUGACUUUGUUUCGCGGCUUGAAUAUCCACAGAUGGCAGAAAAGACUGCACAUGGACAACCGAAGGAUGAUUUUAAACUGUUUGAUGCUACAUCCUCAGCUCCUCCAAUCCUUGCGGACCUCGUUCCUCCCUUCCUCCAGCCAGCGAACACCGAGGGCUCCAUUAUUGAAGUGCUGAAGUACAGUCAGAAAGACCUGGAUGCAGCCAUCGCCAGGGUCCAGGCAGAAGCAAAGGAGAAAGAAGAGCAAUGGAGCGCAAAGUAUAAAAAGAUAUUUGACGAUUGUCAGGAAAUGAGGAAAAUAAUUGCAGAAUUUGAGCUCAUGAUUGCAAAAAUGAUUGCUGAUCAAGAGAAGGAGAGGGAGGUGGCUCAGGCCAAACUCAGGGAGGCCCUGCUGGAGAAGGAGCAAGUGUCCAGUGACCUGAACACCAUGGAGAGAUCGUUCUCCGACCUUUUCAAGAGACUGGAGAAGUACAAGGAUGUUGUUGAAGGCUACAAAAAGAAUGAAGAGACUCUGAAAGCUUAUGCUCAGGACUAUCUGGCAAGGAUCAAAAAGGAGGAGCAGCGCUACCAGACCCUCAAAGCCCAUGCCGAGGAGAAAAUUUCCCAUGCAAAUGAAGAGAUUGCUGAGGUGCGGUCCAAGAACAAGGCUGAGGCAUCGGCACUCCAAGCCCAGCUGCGGCGGGAGCAGCUGAAGGUUCAGUCACUGGAGAAGAGCCUGGACCAGAAGGAGAAGGAGGCGGAAGAGCUCACCAAACUUUGUGAUGAACUUAUUACCAAAGUCCAGAAAGGUUGAGCUCAUUUUGUAAAUACUGUAUAUUGUCAUCUUUUGAUUUUUUUUUUUUUAUGUAGUUUGUCUUGUCAAUGUUCUUAUACUGUAAAAAAUAAUAA
Perca fluviatilis (European perch) is the source of this 2906-nucleotide messenger RNA. RefSeq names its product transforming, acidic coiled-coil containing protein 3 (gene tacc3). The coding region runs from base 139 to 2811 and encodes 890 amino acids. NCBI's taxonomy places the organism in Eukaryota, Metazoa, Chordata, Actinopteri, Perciformes, Percidae. The transcript has 18 exons. The record is from RefSeq and is a predicted model, not a curated record. Gene Ontology annotation, cellular component: cytoplasm. Gene Ontology annotation, biological process: mitotic spindle organization; cerebral cortex development; cell population proliferation.